Messenger RNA from Macroventuria anomochaeta, 1647 nucleotides. RefSeq names its product alpha/beta-hydrolase. Lineage: Eukaryota; Fungi; Ascomycota; Dothideomycetes; Pleosporales; Didymellaceae. The transcript is spliced from 2 exons. Bases 280 to 1611 code for a protein of 443 amino acids. The record is from RefSeq and is a predicted model, not a curated record.
AACAAUUCCAGUUGGGUUUGGAUUCCAAAUGGCGCUUUCACCAGCCUCAGAAGCAGCGGAUUCAUGGUGGACACGCCUUGACCGUGCGUACGAGUCGCCUUCGGGCCCAAGUUGGGGUGUUAUCUCACCUAACUGCAGCUGCUUUCACUAUGGGUACCUGACUACUAUAUAUAUAAUGGCACGCCGCUGAUGACAGUACUGUUCGAUCAACCCGUUGUUGAAGGCCUGUUCUGUCCACUCUUCGUCUGUUAACCCAAUUCCACUAAACCAGUAUACACAAUGGCACCUACCCUGAAGGCGCUUGCUACUUCGCUCUUUGCUGGCUACGCUGCCGCAAGGCAGUGCCAGACUCUCAGCAUCCCCGUUGACAUUUCCUCCCGACAGGGUGUGUUUAAGAAGGUUCCCGUUGAGACCAACCUCGAUGCCAGCGCGUUCGCGACCCGCUUCAACGAGUUUCAGUACAACUACACCGCCGAGCUCUUCACCGGCUUCCAGACUCUCCAGAAGAGCAUCAAGAUCUCUGCGCAGUACUGCACACCCGAUGGCGGUAGCAAUGGCAUUGUCCAGGUUCUGUCCCAUGGAAUUGGAUUUGACAAGACCUAUUGGGACCUGUCAUACGACGACUACAAGUACAGCUACGUCAACGUAGCUACUGCUUCCGGUUAUAGCACGCUUGCCAUUGACCGUUUCGGUAUUGGCAAUUCCACCCACGGCGACCCUUUCAACGAAAUCCAGGCCCAGGCUGAGGUCGAGGCCCUCAACGAGGUCACCAAGAAGCUCCGUGUUGGUUCCAUCUCUGAAAUCAGCUGCUCGUACGAGAAGGUCGUCCACGUUGGCCACUCCUUCGGCUCCGUCCAGACUUUCUGGCUCUCUGCUCUGUACCCCAACAACACCAACGGUGUUGUCCUUACAGGUUACUCGAAUGCUGCUGAGUUCUUCCCCUACAUCGUCGCUGGCUGGAACCUCCACAGCGCUCGCCUGAACCAGCCCUUCCGCUUUGGUAAUGCAUCUGCCACUGGCGUCCAGGCUCUUGCCCAGCAGUAUGGUGUUCAGGGUGACAUUGUCCCCGGUCUGACUGCCAUCCUCAACAAGAUUGGCGUAGAUGUUGACACCGAAGAGGUCCGGCAGUACGUCGCCUCUACCGAGAUCAACGAUCUCAUCAAUGGCUACAACCACACCAUCUUUCAGUACAACUACCCCUCUGGUUACUUCGCGCACUCUGCCCUCACUGCCCUUCAGUACGCCUUCCUCUUCCCUGAUCAGUUUGAUGUUGGUCUCGCUGUCGAGAGUGAGAAGACCAAGCAGCCCGUCACUGCUGGUGAGAUCAUGACUAUCGGCAACGCACCCAAGGUGUCACAGUUCACUGGACCUGCCUUCGUCAUCACCGGCCAGUACGACGUUCCUUUCUGCGGCGGCAACUGCUACGGUCAGGCCCAGAACAUCACUGCUGCCAACAUCCCCGCUGGUGUUAAGACUGCCUUCCCUGCUGCCUCCGCCUUCGAGGCAUACAUCCAGCCCAACACCGGUCACGGUCUCAACUUCCACUACAACGCCACCGCCGGUUACCAGAUCAUCCAGGACUUCCUCGGCCGCAACGGUCUCUCCACAUAAGCGUGCGCGCAGUGUUGUACGUGGAAAGAAGCAUAU